AUGGCCACCGACUACAGCAAGAAGACCAACGCCGAGUUGGUCGAGAUUCUGAAGACUCGUUCUCUCCCGCACACUGGAAAGAAGGCCGAAAUGGUCUCGCGCCUUCAGGAAGAUGAUGAGACUAAGCCAUCCGACGCUCCUGCCGCAGCUCCUGCCGCAGCCAAGACUGACGCCGCCGAGGACGUCAUUGACUGGGACGACGAACCCGCAGAGACAAUCAUCGAGCCAUCCACAGAAGCUGGCGCAGCUGCGAUCGCAGCUGGUGGCCAGGGCGCAGUUUCCAACCCCGUCGCUGUCCCCAACCAGCAGCUCGACGAGAACCCCGCCACCACCGAGGACUUGAAGGUCGAGGCGACCGGCGCUGUCGCCGAACCCACCACUCAGCCCGAAGCUGCGACUGAACAGAAGCCCGCCGUUGACUACACACGAGGACUGCCCCAGACCGAUCUGGAGGCAGAGCUGGCGAAGCGCAAGGCUCGCGCGCAGAAGUUCGGUAUUGUUGAGGACGACGACACAGCAUUGAAGGAGGCUACGAAGCAACUGGAGCGCGCUAAGCGAUUCGGUACCGGUGCCGAAGCUGAGACUACCCCCGCUGCGGGUGUCAGUCGUCUUGAUCAGGCACUUCCUGAUGAGCGCUCCCGCAAGAGACGUAACGAGGGCCGCAAUGAUAACCGCAACGACCAGAGUGGUCGCGGAGGCAAGAGACGUGAUACUGGAGCUGGACGCAACCGCAACCGCCAACGUGGCGAUGGAAAUCGCAACCGCGACCGUGGCGAUGGGAACAAGACCAAUGCUGGCGUUAAGAAGCCUAAUGCCGGUGGGAACACUGCCCAGAAAUCUUGGAGUGAGAAGGAUAAUGCGGCCAUGGAGGCUCGCAAGAAGCGGUUUGCAGCCGCCGCUUGA
Messenger RNA from Penicillium expansum, 903 nucleotides. Its product is annotated as SAP domain-containing protein. The record is from RefSeq and is a predicted model, not a curated record. The transcript has a single exon. Gene Ontology annotation, biological process: poly(A)+ mRNA export from nucleus. NCBI's taxonomy places the organism in Eukaryota, Fungi, Ascomycota, Eurotiomycetes, Eurotiales, Aspergillaceae. Bases 1 to 903 code for a protein of 300 amino acids. Gene Ontology annotation, cellular component: nucleus.